Molecule: messenger RNA, 592 nt
Organism: Protopolystoma xenopodis
Lineage: Eukaryota; Metazoa; Platyhelminthes; Monogenea; Polystomatidea; Polystomatidae
Source: the annotation of a GenBank genome assembly
UGCCUUCCUCUGGCGUGUCUCCACGCAGCCCGCCUCUUUCCUUUUCGGAACUCUGCAUGUCGCCUACAACCACGUCUGGCCGCAGGUCGCGCCCGCCGUGAAGCGCAGCUUCCAGGCCGCCCAAGCCGUCUUCUUCGAGCUCGACCUCACCGACCCGGCCACUCUGGCCGAACUCUCCGCUUGCCAACUGUUGCCGGGCAACGAGAGUUUGGCGGAUCGUCUGCCCAGCGAACUGAUCGGUCGCGUGGAUCGGCAUCUGGCCGGCGUGGCAGCUCGUCUGGCCGAAUGGACUCGACCGGAACGUCGUCAACUGGCCGAAUACCUGCUCGAUAGCGCCACGUCGGCUUGGCGUAGGAAGCGGCCGAUUUGGCUGCUGCUUCUCGUCAAAAGUGUGACCCGUGGCCAACUGGCCGAUCGAGCGGUACCGGUGCUCGAUCUCUACCUGGCGCAACAGGCGCGUCGUCUGGGCAAAGUCACUGGGCCGGUGGAGCUGGUGAAGGACCAAUGCGAGCCGUUGAACCGAAUCGACGAUGGUCAGGUGAGCCCAUCGUUUCUGUCAGACGGAACUCGGUUUCGAGUUGAAGCGGAAUGA